Molecule: messenger RNA, 1888 nt
Organism: Pseudophryne corroboree (corroboree frog)
Lineage: Eukaryota; Metazoa; Chordata; Amphibia; Anura; Myobatrachidae
Product: gastrula zinc finger protein XlCGF17.1-like
Exons: 2
Coding region: 73-1242 (389 amino acids)
Biological process (GO): regulation of transcription by RNA polymerase II
Cellular component (GO): nucleoplasm
Molecular function (GO): RNA polymerase II cis-regulatory region sequence-specific DNA binding; DNA-binding transcription repressor activity, RNA polymerase II-specific
Source: RefSeq, a predicted model, not a curated record
GAAGAAGAGACGUAUGUGACUGAUAUAAAGGCAGAAGAUAUAGAGGGAGAAGAAGAGACGUAUGUGACUGAUAUGAAGGCAGAAGAUAUAGAGGGAGAAGAAGAGACGUAUGUGAGGGGUGAUCAGCAGUGUAAGGAGGAGGAGAUCCCUACAGAUAUCAGCACAGCAGAUGAACACACAAGCAGGAAUAUCUCAGAAGGACAUCUAAUAUCAUCCCAGGAUUGUGAAAUAAAAGAUGACAGUAGACAGGAUUCUCCAGGAACUAAUCUCAUUACCCCAAUUGUACAUCCAGCUCUAUCAGCUGAUCCCUCUGAUCCUGGGAAAUGUUCUCCUGAUCACUCUGAUAUUGGUGCAUCUGUUCCAGCUCUGAGAGUAGAUACAGUGUUUCCCUGUUCUAUAGAUGCCAGAUGUUUUACACAGAACACAAAGCGUAUUACCCAUCAGCCAGUUAAGGCAGGCGAGAGGCAAUUUCCAUGUUCUGAGUGUGGGAAAUGUUUUGCACGGAAAUUAUUUCUUGUUCACCAUGAGAGAAGUCACACCGGAGAGAAGCCAUUUUCUUGUUCCGAGUGUGGAAAACGUUUUUCACACAAGUCAUAUCUUGUUAUGCAUGAGAGAAGUCACACCGGAGAGAAGCCAUUUACAUGUUCUGAGUGUAGAAAAGGUUUUUCACAGAAAUCAACUCUUGUUCAACAUGAGAGAAGUCACACCGGAGAGAAGCCAUUUACAUGUUCUGAGUGUGGGAAACGUUUUGCACUUAAAUCAACUCUUGUUAGACAUGAGAGAAGUCACACCGGAGAGAAGCCAUUUACAUGUUCUGAGUGUGGGAAAUGUUUUACACAGAAAUCGAAUCUUGUUCAACAUGAAAGAAGUCACACCGGAGAGAAGCCAUUUUCUUGUUCUGAGUGUGGAAAAGAUUUUUCACACAAGUCAUAUCUUAUUAUACAUGAGAGAAGUCACACCGGAGAGAAGCCAUUUUCAUGUUCUGAGUGUGGGAAACGUUUUGCACUUAAACCAACUCUUGUUAGACAUGAGAGAAGUCACACCGGAGAGAAGCCAUUUUCAUGUUCUGAGUGUGAAGAAUGUUUUACACAGAAAUCAACUCUUGUUAGACAUGAGAGAAUUCACACAAGUGAGAAGCCAUUUCCAUGUUCUGAGUGUGGGAAAUGUUUUACACGGAAAUCACAUCUUGUUCAACAUGAGAGAACUCACAGAGGUGUGAAGCCAUUUGCAUGCUCUGAGUGAUUAAUAAAUCAGCUCUUGUUGGACACAGUAGACAUUACACAGGUGGGGAACCAUUUUAAUCUUCUGGAGUAUACUCAUCUUCACCAUUUCCCUGCAUUGUUCCUUCAGGUUUUAUCCUAUGUCCUGUGGGUUUUUUUUUACAAUAUACAUGCUGCUACUGGGUGAAAUAAUAAGACGUCAUGUCCUCCUUUACCUCUACUAUGCAGAUAACCUGUCUUUGCUCCGGGUACUGAAAACAAUACCAAUACUAAAUGUCUAGCUGAGCUCCAGGUGUGGGUGAUGCCAGUAGGCCGUGACUCAGUCCUAGUGAAACAGGUCCAUAUGCUAAUGCUGCCGACUCUCCUGUCUUCCGAUUACUUCCUCCCAUGCCUAUCCAAGAUUUUUCACGUGCUGCUCCCUUUCUCUGGAAUUCUUUACCUCUCCCCCUCAGACUGUUACCAGCAGUACCAAGAAUCUGCCGUAAUUAAUUUGUGGUUGAUCUGUUAGCUAUGCAGCCCUGACCAUGGAACCUGCUGCCUCGCACAGUCCAAGAGACCUCCACCCUGGUGACCACAAACAGACUGAUGACUGUUACUCACAUAUUUCAUUAAUGUUCCUUCACUUCCUAAAUAUACAUCCCACAUGCUGAGGUCUUUAUUCUGUUCUA